AUGCAGUUUGAUUGUUCUGCCACAGAUGGUACCAGUACGCUGGUUCUUCUCCAGGCUGCUUUGGCCAAUGCGCUUGUCAACGCGUUCUUGUCCAAUCCAUAUUUUCUUGUUGAAGAUGGUGUUGCUUUGCAAAAGAUUGAGAGCCAGCUCGUCGAAGAAUCUUCCAUCGAAACCGCAACAAACUGGAGAGCCAGUACUGUUCGAAGCUUGGAGAAAUCUUUUUCGCUGGAGCCCAAGUUCAUUGAAGCGCGCGCUGAGCAAUUUGUUAAGACGUUCGGUUUCCUGCUGCAAGAGCUGGAUCGCUCGGCGCUUGCUGACCUACUGGCGCUGUUCACAAGCUUUUCAGAGAUUGCUUUGAAAUUAUGGCAAACACCCACACAAAUCAACAUUGUGGGCAUGAGGGAUAUCUAUGACUGGGGGUUUUCAACGAGCUGCCCUUACGUCGAAUGCGAGGCCGUGGUGGCAUCCGCACUCGGGUGCGCAACUCGAGGGCCGUCCUGUUGGCGUGCUGAUGCGACCGUGCAUCAUGUCUUGCGCCAUUCCGCAGCCCGGGAAGGAACUUCCUCCCGUGAUUUGGUCGAAAGCCCUGGUUUGGGUGUCUAG
Messenger RNA from Akanthomyces muscarius, 603 nucleotides. RefSeq lists its product as uncharacterized. The coding region runs from base 1 to 603 and encodes 200 amino acids. Lineage: Eukaryota; Fungi; Ascomycota; Sordariomycetes; Hypocreales; Cordycipitaceae. The transcript has 2 exons. The record is from RefSeq and is a predicted model, not a curated record.